Hipposideros armiger (great roundleaf bat) is the source of this 2333-nucleotide messenger RNA. RefSeq names its product fibrinogen silencer binding protein (gene FSBP). NCBI's taxonomy places the organism in Eukaryota, Metazoa, Chordata, Mammalia, Chiroptera, Hipposideridae. The record is from RefSeq and is a predicted model, not a curated record. Gene Ontology annotation, cellular component: nucleus. Bases 533 to 1432 code for a protein of 299 amino acids. The transcript is spliced from 2 exons.
AACAGUGAGUAGGGGCUCAGUUUGGAAUCACCACAUUCAGCACUCAUAUCUUUAGUUUUCAUUUUUCUGUCGACUGGAUUUGUAAACAAAUAGCACCAAAACAGUUCCUCUUUUGUUGUUAUUAAAGUGAUACUGCAGUGCAGUUUCAAUCUAUCAGCUAGGCAUACUUGUGUGGAAAUUCGAUAUUCUUAUCAAAUUAGCUAAUUUUUAGCUGUGUUCCAUGCUUAUCUCUAGACCUUUGUGUAUUAGAUUCUAUCUUGAGAUUUUCUCUUUAUACACAAGUGUGUUUUGCUUGUGCCUUCCUGUCUUCUUCAGAGAGAAGCGUUAUGUAGGUCAGGCUUGGUUUAAGCAGAUUUCCUGAACCUGCGUCAGCUUAAGCUGGAGGAAUUUUAAUAAACCCUCCCCUGUAGGCGUGGGCCUAAAUGAGGCUAGCCUAGUUAAGCCUGAUCUUUCUCUGUUUGUGAAAAGAGCUGAGCAGAGCUGAAGGCUGCAUGGUGGUUUCAGAAACUGCCUACUUAAUUUGAAAAGAACAAUGGUAGGAAAGGCUAGAUCUUCCAAUUUUACCUUAUCUGAAAAGCUUGAUUUGCUAAAGCUUGUGAAGCCAUAUGUGAAAAUUCUCGAAGAACACACUAAUAAACAUUCAGUAAUAGUGGAAAAGAAUAGAUGUUGGGAUAUCAUAGCAGUUAAUUAUAAUGCAAUUGGAGUAGACCGCCCUCCUCGAACAGCGCAGGGCCUACGCACCCUUUACAAAAGGCUCAAAGAAUAUGCCAAACAAGAGCUAUUGCAGCAAAAAGAGACCCAGUCAGAUUUAAAAAGCAAUAUUUCUGAGCCAACCAAGAAAGUUAUGGAGAUGAUUCCCCAGAUUUCCAGUUUUUGCCUGGUAAGAGACAGGAACCACAUACAAAGUGCAAACUUGGAUGAGGAAGCACAGGCUGGUGCCAGUUCACUACAGGUAAUGUUGGAUCACCAUCCAGUUGCUAUUACAGUAGAGGUGAAGCAAGAAGAAGACAUUAAGCCCCCUGCUCCACUGGUUUUAAGUUCUCAACAGAGUUAUACUUUAGAGCAAAGAGAAGAACAUGAAUUAGUACAUGUUAUGGAAAGAUCUGUGUCGCCAUCACUUUCCUCUGUUGAUAUGCGAAUGACAUCGUCUCCAUCUUCUAUUCCAAGGAGAGAUGAUUUUUUUCAUUAUGAGAGUGAAGGACACUUUAGGUCACGAUUAGGGUAUGAUCCUCAGAUUCUGCAAAUGCUGAAAGAGGAACAUCAAAUAAUUUUAGAAAAUCAAAAAAAUUUUGGAUUAUAUGUUCAGGAGAAGAGGGAUGGAUUGAAAAGAAGGCAGAAGCUAGAAGAAGAGCUGCUAAGAGCAAAAAUUGAAGUGGAGAAACUGAAAGCAGUUCGCUUACGGCAUGAUCUGCCUGAAAGUAACAGUCUCUAAGAUUUUUUUUCAAUCUUGCAAUUUGGUAAUUUUAAUUUUGGCCAAAUUACUUUCAUUUGAGAAUAUCCUAAAGUGGAAUACAUAUUCUUAAAACUUGUUAAUCUCUAUUAUGAAAAAAGUCUUUCUUGACAUUAUUUUCUAAUUUUUAAAUUUUCUUUUGUGAUACAUUAAAACUUAUUGAUUGGCUGGCAUGGUUAUAUUUUUUUGGUCUUCCCUUAAUUUUUUUCUAAGAAGUUUAAUUAUAGGCCUUACAAAAGAUGAUUUAUUUUGAUUAUUAAAAUAUAACAUACAUAAAUAUAUAUACAAACAUAUAUAUUGUUUCAAAGCUCUGAGUCUUUAACAUUCUAAAUUAGAGCUUUGAAAGCUGUAGUUCAAGGUUUUUAAGUCAGUCUAAUUUAGGAGGGAUACUACUAAGAGAAGCUUGUCUCUAUGACAUUGAUUUUUAUGCUUUCAUUUUUUGAAGGAGUAAGUCCUAAAAUUUUAGAGAUGGAAGGUAUUUGGAGAUCAUUUUUUUCCCACCUCUUCAAUUUAGAAGGUAAUGAUACUGAUGUCCAGAGAGAACUCAAUGGCUUACUUGAUGUAACAAAGCUAUUUAUGGCAGAACAAGGACCAGCACUGAGUUUUUGUUUCUCUGUUAUUUUUCCCUCAGCUAUUCUGUACAAGUAAAAAAUCCACUAAAGUCUUCCAUAUUAAAAAAUUGGCAGUAUUUACUUUAUUAAAAUUGUUUUUAAAGAUUGGGAGGUUAUGAAAUCAGGGGAAUUGUAUCAGUUACCCUCAUCCUCCCACUCUUUUUUUGUCCAGCAAAAUAAGAUACUCAUUUUGGAGCUAUUACCGUAUUUUGCCAUGUAUAAUGCACACUUUUUUUUGCCCAAGUUUGUGAGGGAAAAUAAGGAUGUGCAUU